GAUGCUGACGGUUCCUGUCUGUCUUGUGUGUUACAGAUGUGAUGGAGCAGCAGAAGGUGCUGCGCUCCAGCUGUUUGGUGAGUGGAGUCCACACCCCUCCCAUCCGGCGCCACAGCAAGCUGGCCACGCUGGGGCGUAUUUUUAGGCCGUGGAAAUGGAGGAAAAAGAAAAAUGAGAAGCUGAAGCAGAGCUCUACAGAUGUGGCCUUGGCAUGUGGACUUCACUCUCCAGACCCCAGCUCUCCCAUCCAGGGCAUCUCCGAUGCUGAGAUCCGGCUGCCUGGCUCUCAGGGGCCCAUUCUCAGCAUCAGCAGCAUGGAGUACCUCAGCUCAGAGCAAGACAAUCUCCCUACCAUGCGCUACUACAAAGGCGAGACAGAGCGCAUGACAAAGAGCUCACUCAGCGCGCGCCUGCCUGUUCAAAGAAACCACAACAAGCAGCACGAGUUCAUAUGCACCGAGCGCACUCUCACUUCAGAUCUCACUGAGCCGCUUCAGCGCGGGACAGACAGCAUGGUUCAACACAUUAUUCUCAUCUUUCUCCGCAGGAGACUCAGUCAGCGGCCGGCCGUUGAAGAGCUGGAGUGCAGAAAUAUUCUGAAACAGAGGAACGAUCAGACGGAGCAGGAGGAAAGACGAGAGAUCAAACAGAGACUGAACAGAAAGCUCAACCAGAGACCGACAGUCGAUGAACUAAGAGAAAGAAAGAUUCUGAUCCGCUUCAGUGACUACGUGGAGGUGGCCAAAGCCCAGGACUAUGACAGGAGAGCUGACAAACCCUGGACAAGACUGUCUGCAGCUGACAAGGCGGCCAUCCGUAAAGAGCUAAACGAGUUCAAAAGCACCGAGAUGGAGGUCCAUGUUUCGAGCAAACACCUAACGAGGUUUCACAGGCCCUAAGAGGGGGUUUUCUUCUGUGAAGAAAAUGCUGAAAGUGGCGUUAAAAUCCUGGAGGUGCCUCUUUCAGAGCCAUGGCUUCAUCCAUGGGAUUCCCUUAUUCUUCCAGCGCCCUAGGCCGAGUGGUGUUUGGGUGCGGUUAGCUCCACCGCAGGCGGCCACAGGAGAAACCUGAAGAACAUCUGCAGAUACAUUUAACCUGAGGCAGACAGAGUGGAGCGGCAGAGGACUGUUUGAUGUUUUUAGAACUGGACUGCAUUUCAGUGACUGCUAAGAAAAGACGAAUCAGUUCUGGGUAAAUGUUUGUGUACAUGUAACCAGCUCCACUCUGAAAAAACAAGUUAAAAAAAAAAACAACUUGAGGGUUAAUAAGCCUGCUAUAAAUUAAUUUCAUAUUUACUUUACAAUAGUCUGUUUGAACAGGGUUGUUCAUGUUAU
Messenger RNA from Sinocyclocheilus grahami, 1334 nucleotides. RefSeq names its product phosphatase and actin regulator 3-like. The coding region runs from base 42 to 899 and encodes 285 amino acids. The record is from RefSeq and is a predicted model, not a curated record. NCBI's taxonomy places the organism in Eukaryota, Metazoa, Chordata, Actinopteri, Cypriniformes, Cyprinidae. Gene Ontology annotation, biological process: actin cytoskeleton organization. The transcript has 8 exons. Gene Ontology annotation, molecular function: actin binding.